Molecule: messenger RNA, 954 nt
Organism: Spodoptera littoralis (African cotton leafworm)
Lineage: Eukaryota; Metazoa; Arthropoda; Insecta; Lepidoptera; Noctuidae
Source: the annotation of a GenBank genome assembly
AUGCGUCAUGUCUUUAAAAAGAAGAUUAUUUACUGUGGUGUCAUUGUCGUAACAUUGAUAAUUUUACUGCAUCCCGAUAUGAAUGCUAGUCGUUCUUACGAGUAUAUUGAAAAAGACAAUAUUCUUAGUAACCUACAUGAAGCAACUGCUAAGAACUUUACUAGCACCGCCGUACUUGACUGUGAUUAUAAUGACAUUAUACACGAUGAAACUACUCUGUCCAUUAGUUUAGUCGACGGAGACCUGAUAGAAGGACACAAGAUUAAGGAAGGGGGAGAAUAUGCUCCAUCUAGCUGUAAACCGAAGUACAGCACAGCUAUUAUUGUCCCAUACAGGGAUAAAGCUGAACAGUUACGUGGAUUCCUAGUCUACAUGCACACAUACUUCCAUCGUCAACAUAUCCACUACAGAAUCUAUGUUGUAGAACAAGUGGACUCCCGCCCCUUCAAUAGAGCCAAGCUUAUGAACAUUGGGGCAGCAGCCGCCAUGAAAGCAGGCUACCCUUGCCUUAUACUACAUGAUGUAGACCUUCUGCCUCUGAGGCCGGCCAACUUAUAUGCUUGCACUGAAAGGCCUAGGCAUAUGUCGUCCAGCAUCAAUAAAUUUAGAUUCGUCCUACCAUACUUAAACCUCUUUGGUGGUGCUAUAGCAAUUCUUUCAAAGCAAUUUAAAACUGUAAAUGGUAUGAGCAAUGAGUUCUAUGGAGUGUCUGGUGAAGAUGAUGACUUAUAUUCUCGUUUAGAGGCAAAUGACCUGAAAGUGUGCAGGUUCCAACCAGAAACUAGUCGCUACCAUAUGGUAUCAUCUAAGGCUGAGAGGAGGUUGGAACAACGAAAAAAACAGUCAAGUUUUACUAAGGAAAGGAUGGCAACAGAUGGUCUAAACUCGUUAAAGUACACAGAGGUCGCCACUGUUCUUCAUCCGCUGUUUACCCAUAUCAUGGUUGACUUGUAG